CAGUAACAUGACGUCAACGUCACGUGAGCACGAUCUUUACGUAAAACGUAACGCACGUUUGGGUUUGGGAUUAGAGAGAUUACUAGCCGCUGUAGCUGAGGGAGCAUCAUGUUUCGUCCUAAACCCACCCUGAAGGACCGACAGCACCUUUAUAGGCUCAUCAUAGGCCAGCUGCUUCAUGACGGGUACACCAACAUCGCCAACAGCCUCAUCAACGAGGUCAAGCCUCAGAAUGUGGUGUCUCCGUCCGAGCAGCUGAUGCAGCUGGCUAAGAUCGGGUUGGAGAAUGAUGACAGUGCUGUUCAGUACGCCAUCGGACGCUCGGACACAGUGGCGCCUGGUGUUGGCAUCGAUUUAGAGUUUGAUGCAGACGUCCAGACCAUGUCCCCUGAGGCCUCUGAGUACGAGACCUGCUACGUCACGUCUCACAAGGGCCCUUGCCGUGUAGCCACGUAUAGUCGGGACGGUCAGCUCAUUGCCACCGGCUCAGCGGAUGCCUCCAUCAAGAUCCUGGAUACUGAACGCAUGCUGGCAAAGAGCGCCAUGCCUAUUGAGGUGAUGAUGAAUGAAACUGCACAGCAGAAUAUGGAGAAUCACCCUGUCAUUCGCACACUAUAUGACCACGUUGAUGAAGUCACCUGCCUCUCCUUCCAUCCCACGGAGCAGAUUCUGGCAUCUGGCUCAAGAGAUUACACCCUGAAACUGUUUGACUACUCAAAGCCUUCAGCAAAAAGGGCUUUUAAGUAUAUUCAGGAAGCAGAGAUGCUGCGUUCCAUCUCCUUCCACCCCUCUGGGGACUUUCUGCUGGUGGGAACACAGCACCCCACCCUGCGUCUCUAUGAUGUCAACACCUUUCAGUGCUUUGUGUCCUGCAACCCGCUGGACCAGCACACAGACACCAUCAGUGGUGUCGGCUACAACCCCUCUGCCAACACCUACGUCAGCUGCAGCAAAGACGGCAGCAUCAAACUGUGGGAUGGUGUCUCCAACCGGUGUGUGACCACCUUUGAAAAGGCGCAUGAUGGAGCCGAGGUGUGCUCUGCCAUCUUCUCCAAGAAUUCCAAGUACAUCCUGUCCAGUGGGAAGGACUCUGUGGUCAAACUGUGGGAGAUCUCAACAGGCCGUACCCUGGUCAAGUACACAGGUGCUGGUCUGAGCGGUCGUCAGAUGCAUCGCACACAGGGUGUGUUCAACCACACGGAGGACUAUGUGCUGCUGCCUGAUGAACGCACCAUCAGCCUCUGCUGCUGGGACUCGAGGACAGCUGAAAGGAAGAACCUGCUGUCUCUGGGUCACAACAACAUCGUCCGCUGUAUUGUCCACUCGCCCACUAACCCAGGCUUUAUGACCUGCAGCGAUGACUUCAGGGCCCGCUUCUGGUACCGCCGCACCACCACAGACUGAGUGCUCGGACUCCACCGAGGGAGGGAGUCACUCAGCAGCAGUUGGAGUUCAUUUGAAAGCAAAUCUUUAAUUUGUGGAACAAUUCUAAAUUCUGGUGGCAGAAGAGCUGACGGACAACCUGCAGAGAUGUUAGACUUCUUGUGAGUGGACCUGCCAACGUCGGAGGAUCACACUUUCAGUUAACACAAAACCAAUCUCCUCUCCCACCUGUAACACCAGCUGUACCCCUACAUGUUUGGUUUUUGUAGAUUUGCUUUGCUGUCGUCUUUUUCAAUAAAAAGCUAAAAGGAAGAA
Nothobranchius furzeri (turquoise killifish) is the source of this 1698-nucleotide messenger RNA. RefSeq names its product cleavage stimulation factor, 3' pre-RNA, subunit 1 (gene cstf1). Gene Ontology annotation, cellular component: mRNA cleavage stimulating factor complex. Gene Ontology annotation, biological process: mRNA 3'-end processing. The record is from RefSeq and is a predicted model, not a curated record. Lineage: Eukaryota; Metazoa; Chordata; Actinopteri; Cyprinodontiformes; Nothobranchiidae. Gene Ontology annotation, molecular function: RNA binding; protein binding.